AUGGUCGAUAAGAAAUUGAAAACAUUGAAUGUGGUGUUGUUUGGUUUGUUUUGCUACUAAGAAAAUCCUUUUGCUGGAUAAACCCGUGAAGGGCGGAAUUUCCCUCCGAAUGGCAACCGACGUCAUGGUUGCCACCGUCACCACCAGCGUCAUCUGCCUCAAAGGAUAGUCCGCACUGUGAUGCAGGCUGUCGCGUUAGGUUCGCUUGCGUAUAAAGGUACCUCACAGUCGCGCCUGUGUCGUGUAGAUGCAGUGUUUGCAGAACCUCAGCGUGUGUGUGCAAAGAUGAAGGCAGCCCUGCUCGUAACGUUGGCCGUGGUGGCGGCCGCCAGUGCCGAAUGGAUCGACAUUGACUGGUCGCGAGUGAAGCCGAUCGACCAGUUCGACCACUACUGGCAGCGUCUGCCGGCGGAGCUACAGUUCCUGCGCCAUGCGCGGCCCUCGCAGCGCAUCGUCAACGGGCAGGAGGCGGUGCCCGGCCAGUUCCCGUACCAGAUUGCGCUGCUGAGCAACUUUGCUGCGGGCGGGGGCCUGUGCGGUGGCACCAUCAUCACGAACACCUUCAUCCUGACGGCCGCCCACUGUGUGGUGGAUGGGGCCGGUGCUCUCGCCACCGAUGGUACGGCCAUCCUGGGCGCCCACAACCGGACCGCCACCGAACCGACCCAGCAGCGCAUCGGCUUCGUGCGCGAGGGAGUGUUUGUGCAUCCGAGCUACAGUGCGACGCUGAUCCGGAACGACAUUGCGACGGUGCGCCUGAACUCGCCCGCCGUCUUUAAUGAGCGCGUGCAGCCGAUCGAGCUGCCGGCCCGGUCGGACAGUCGUACGUUCGCUGGCAUGAUUGGAACCGCUUCCGGGUUUGGGCGCACGUCGGAUGCGCUGCCGGGCGCGUCGCAUGUGGUCAUGUACACGAGCAACCCGGUCAUGACGAAUGCGGACUGUGUCAGCGCCUGGAACAUCAUCCUCGUGUCGGACCAGAACGUAUGUCUGGAUGCUACUGGUGGCCGGUCGGUGUGCAACGGUGACUCCGGGGGACCGCUGACCGUGCAGGACGGGGGCGAAAGUCUGGAGAUCGGUAUCGCUUCGUUCGUGUCGGCGCAGGGUUGCGCCUCGGGCAUUCCGUCCGUGUGGGUGCGCAUCUCCUUCUAUCGCGAUUUUAUCGAGCAAAACUCGGACUACGUGUUCCGUGCGUAAAUCCGGGAAGGAAGCUGCCAAGUCCAUUUCGUUGUAAAUACAGUAGUGUAGUAGGCUAUGACAACCAAACAGUGGUUUUGCCUCAGCAGAAUUUCGCUUCCUAGGCAUAGUAGCCUACGCCGUCUUUUGUAAUAAAUUACUUCAUAGUUGUUGGAUAUCACAAUACACAUGUACAACCAUAUAGAAUGGUCAGUUGGAAUAAAGCUAUUAAUGUGAACAAAUUGUA
Anopheles merus is the source of this 1420-nucleotide messenger RNA. RefSeq names its product brachyurin-like. The record is from RefSeq and is a predicted model, not a curated record. Gene Ontology annotation, biological process: proteolysis. Gene Ontology annotation, molecular function: serine-type endopeptidase activity. NCBI's taxonomy places the organism in Eukaryota, Metazoa, Arthropoda, Insecta, Diptera, Culicidae. The transcript has a single exon. The coding region runs from base 181 to 1194 and encodes 337 amino acids.